Molecule: messenger RNA, 2232 nt
Organism: Chanos chanos (milkfish)
Lineage: Eukaryota; Metazoa; Chordata; Actinopteri; Gonorynchiformes; Chanidae
Gene: cdc40
Product: cell division cycle 40 homolog (S. cerevisiae)
Exons: 15
Coding region: 1-1740 (579 amino acids)
Biological process (GO): mRNA splicing, via spliceosome
Cellular component (GO): catalytic step 2 spliceosome
Molecular function (GO): protein binding; mRNA binding
Source: RefSeq, a predicted model, not a curated record
AUGGCGGCGACUUUGGGUUCCCUCGUUUCGUACAGUAGCGAUUCAGAUUCCGAAAAUGAGUCAGAAACUAGUACAAGUCCUCGAAAGCUAGAUCCAGAUGCAGUCGCCCAUCUCCAGCCUUUGAAAUCUGGAAGAACGACGUCUUUAGCCGUCCUAAAUUCGGCUCCCGAGGUCGCUGUGAAGGAGGAUGUUGAGACAGGUACUCAUUUGGAUCCUUCUCUUAAGGAGGUCAGCUAUAACCCCACCUAUGAGACAAUGUUUGCGCCGGAGUUCGGACCAGUCAACCCAUUCAGAACGCAACAGAUGGCCGCUCCGAGGAAUAUGCUGUCUGGAUACGCUGAGGCAGCUCACUUGAACGAUUUCAUGUUUGAGCAGCAAAGGAGGACGUUCUCUACCUUCGGCUAUGCCUUGGACCCCUCGGUGGACAACAGUCAGGUCUCUUCCAGCAGCUACAUUGGAGCCGUGGAGGAGGCCGAGAAAAACAAAGGGCUAACUGUUUUUGAGGCGACCCCAAAAUCGAAAGCGGAGAAGAGGAAGAAGGUGAAAGGGGGAGAUGCGUCUGAUCUUGAGGGGUUUCUCGGCCCCUGGGCCAAGUAUCAGGAUGAGAAAGGAGUGGCCAAGCCUUCAGAGGAGGAGCAGAAGGAGCUGGAUGAAAUCACGGCAAAGAGGCAGAAGAAAGGCAAGAACGAGGAGGAGGCGCCAGCGGAGGAGAAGACCAUUCUGCACGUUAAAGACGCGUAUGACUACCAGGGCCGAUCGUACCUGCACAUUCCUCAGGACGUGGGUCUCAACCUACGCUCCGCAGAUGUUCCAGAGAAGUGUUACCUGCCCAAGAAACAGCUGCACGUCUGGACCGGACACACCAAGGGAGUCAGUGCUAUACGGUUGUUUCCUGUGUCUGGUCAUCUGCUGUUGUCCUGUUCUAUGGACUGUAAGAUCAAGCUUUGGGAGGUUUAUAAUGACAGGAGGUGUGUCCGGACCUUUAUCGGUCAUAGUAAAGCAGUCAGAGACAUCUGUUUCAACAACGCUGGCACUCAGUUCCUCAGCGCUGCCUAUGACCGUUACCUCAAACUAUGGGACACAGAAACAGGCCAGUGCAUCUCCCGUUUCACAAACAGAAAAGUUCCUUACUGUGUAAAGUUCAACCCCGAUGAGGACAAACAAAACCUGUUCGUAGCAGGAAUGUCAGACAAGAAGAUUGUCCAGUGGGACAUUCGGACCAGCGAGGUAGUUCAGGAGUACGACCGUCACCUGGGAGCGGUCAACACCAUCACCUUCGUGGACGAGAACCGGCGUUUUGUCAGCACGUCGGACGACAAGAGUCUUCGCGUGUGGGAAUGGGACAUUCCCGUGGACUUUAAGUACAUUGCAGAACCCAGCAUGCAUUCGAUGCCUGCAGUAACACUGUCGCCCAACGGGAAGUGGCUGGCCUGCCAAUCCAUGGAUAAUCAGAUCCUGAUCUUUGGAGCCCAGAACAGAUUCCGUCUGAACAAGAAGAAAGUCUUCAAGGGUCACAUGGUAGCCGGAUACGCCUGCCAGGUGGAUUUCUCGCCAGACAUGAGUUACGUGGUAUCUGGAGACGCAGAUGGGAAACUGAAUAUCUGGGAUUGGAAGACAACGAAACUGUACCAUCGCAUCAAAGCCCACGACAAAGUGUGUAUCAGUGCCCUGUGGCACCCCCACGAAACCUCCAAGGUCAUCACCUGCGGCUGGGACGGCCAGAUCAAACUCUGGGACUAAAACAGCCCUCUAAACAGAGAGAGAAAGAGAGAGAGAGAGAGAGAGAGACAGAGCUGGAUGGGUAUGAAGUUGGGAUAGACGGAGGAGACCAUUGAACUUUGUCCUGUGUUCUCUCCCCCUGCCUGUUUUAAACCACCUAGUAGAUCAUUCUGAAUGCUUACACUGGAGUCAAACAACAACUCCAGCUAUUUCAGUCCCCCUAUAAAACAUCCUCCUUUCCAUUUAAAACUCUAUUACCAAGUGCCCACAUGUGUCUUUGAAAACUGUGGUACCUUUCGACUGGCCCUGUAUGGAAAUGUUCUCGCGUCUCUCUCUCUCUCCCUCUCUCCCCGUCUCUUUGAUCUGUUCUUGGUUAAAUAUUGAGUAAGAGGUUUAAGUUGAAGGGCUGGUAUCCAGUCUAAACUGGUAUAGUUGUUAUUUCCCUCGAAACUCUUCCAUUCAGAGACCCCCACCCCUCAUCAAUAACCAAACAACAACAAGAUCCUUGUUUUA